ACGGCUUGUGCAAAAAGAUUGUGGGACAUUUUUCCCACAGUUGGAAAAAAAGGAAGAUGUUAGCCGAAGCCCAGGAAGAACUUCAGCUUCCCCAACAUGCCCUCAUAACAUCAUGCCCGACAAGAUGGGGCUCAAUGCAACAAAUGAUAGACAGGGUUUUGGAGCAGCAGAGGGCAUCGUCUCAGGUCCUUUCAGCUGACCGUAAAACAAGACACCUAGUACCACAAUGGCAAGACACAGAUGUUCUAGAAUCUGUAAGCAAGGCGUUGGGUCCACUUCAGGAGUUCACGGAUGCCCUUUCCAGUGAAAACUACAUCAGUGUUUCCUACGUGAAACCAGUUCUUCAUCUGUUGAACACAAAGAUACUUGCAGUGGAGGAUGAAGAUACUGACCUGACGAAGACUAUAAAAUCAAAAAUUCUCAACUACAUCAACAAACAUUACGAAGCUGAAACUACCCAAGAGCUUCUGGAUAUAGCAACAUUUUUGGAUCCAAGAUUCAAAACCAGCUACACUGAUGAGGAUAAACUUCCAAACAUUAAGGCCAGGGUCAUGUCUGAUAUGGAAAUGAGUUCACACAGGGAUACAUCUGAAUCUGAGAGUAGCACAAGCAGAGAGAAUCCUGACAUCGAUCUACCUCCACCAGGCAAAAAAGCAAGGAAGUCCUUAGGAAGCUUCUUCAAAAUGACAUCAGCCGUGCCAGCAGCUCUGCAACUUGAAGAAGGGAUAGCCUCUGAGCUAAACAGCUACCUGCUUUCUCCAUCCAUUGACAGUGAGGAAGAUCCUCUGAAAUGGUGGAGACUCCAGCAGAUAAAUUUUCCAAGAAUGAGCAGGGUUGCACAAAAGUAUCUUUGUGUUCCCGCAACCAGCUCACCUUCAGAGAGAGUGUUUAGUACUGGGGGAAAUGUGGUGACAUGUCACCGUUCAUGCUUAAAACCAGAAAUGGUGAACAUGCUGGUUUUUCUUGCAAAAAACCUUUAAGAGAGCAAUCUAUUCUUUGGUUCUGUUAGUUUUUAUUUAUUGUUAUGACUGGAGUUUAGGUUAGUUAAUCUUAAUUUAUUUUAUGUUGUCUGUUUUUAAGACACAAUUUAUUACAAUUUUGUUUAUUAAGCAGUUAAUACUACUGUACAGUAUGUUAUUUCAUUGUGAAAUGUGUGCAGUUAAAUAGAAUUUUAGGUUAGUUAACCAUAAUAUAUUUUUAAAGACAGUUUAUUACAGUUGUAUUGUGGUUGAUACUAUGUUAUUUCAUUGUGAAAUGUUUUGUUUUGCACUUCUGGUGCACUGAAUACAUUUAGAAUGUAGCAUGUUUAAAAAAGCAAAAACAAUUGCCAAAAUCGCAAAUAAAAUCGCAAUUGCAAUAUUCCUUAAAAAAAUCGCAAUGUGAUUAUUUUGUCCAUAUUGCACAGCCCUACUGCACAAUGUAUGUGCGUACUGUGAGCUACUGGCCCGGCCAUUCGACAACGUGAUUUUCCAUCCCGCAGUGCUACUUUCCCAUGCUAGACAGACGGGUUUCAGCGUUCGCGUGCGUCUCUCGCGUCUGCAGUGCCUCGUGCAUAUAAGCACGAGUGUUUACGGCGGUUCGUGGGUGAUCUGCUGACUGUAUCACAAGUAUAGCAAUUGCAAGUUCACAUUAUGUUAUUUUUAAUACAUUCACAGGCAAACCUCUUCAAAAACAGAUAAUCCGUCUCUUACUUAUGUGCAUUGUAAGCAUAAAACAUGAUGUGUUUAUGUAGUUUUAACAGUUUCUCCGAAGGCUAUGAGGGUUCAGUCAGUGGAGGAAGGAGGAUUGACAUUGUGAUAUGAUCGCCACCUCUGCUAACAUGAGCAGUCGAGCACUAUGCAAAAGCAUAUAGAGAAACCAGACACAGUUCUUUACUAAAAGCUGCGCCUGUUAAGAAAACAAAGCAUAUUUUUUGUGCAAUUACAGUUGAGUCAGUUGAGUUUGUGACAAAACAUUUUGCAGUAUUUACAUAUCGUUUAUUACUGCAUAAUUCAUUAAAAUAGAAGUUUAAUUUGUUUCAUAAAGUACAAGGUGAUUUUAUAAUGACUACAUUUUUUGCAUUUUGUGUUUUAAGGUGAAUAAAAUACUAUUUUUCCCUAUAUAUUUCAUCAUUGAGGAUUUCUUUAAAAAAGUCUAAAAAUCUCGUCUCGUUCUCCUGAACCCAGUCUCGUGUCUCGUCUCGUGGGAUAAGCGCCUCGUCACACCCCUGAUAACUACGUUUUUAAAAAUGUUCAAAAAUCAUGUUUUUGUGCAUUCCAAGUAAUAUCAAUCAAACU
This is a messenger RNA of Triplophysa rosa, 2276 nucleotides long. RefSeq names its product E3 SUMO-protein ligase ZBED1-like. Gene Ontology annotation, molecular function: protein dimerization activity. The record is from RefSeq and is a predicted model, not a curated record. The coding region runs from base 57 to 980 and encodes 307 amino acids. The transcript is spliced from 2 exons. Lineage: Eukaryota; Metazoa; Chordata; Actinopteri; Cypriniformes; Nemacheilidae.